CCGCCUCCGGGGCGGAGACUCCUCCCCCUCCCGGCCCAAUUGUAGUCCCUGGAAGCGCAACCAGAGAAGCCUCUGCUUGCUCCAUCGGGGUAGCAAAGAAACUGGUUCCUCCCCUCGGUCAGUUUCUUGCGCCCUAGGAACCACCGUGUGGCAGCACAGGCGCACCAAGGCUUUGGACACCACCUGGCCUGGCAGCGAGACCUGGGCGCGACUUCAGCACCACGGACAGCGCGCGCCGGCCGCUCAGGCUGGUGCUAUGCGGGCUGAAUGUCCGGGAGCUGCAGCCCCAUGGCGCUGCUUCUCAGCUUGGGCCUCCUCGGGCUGUUCCUAGGAGUGUGGGGUACAGACACAGAGGAGCGACUAGUGGAGCAUCUCCUGGAUCCCGUCCACUGUAACAAACUUAUUCGUCCAGCCACCAAUGGCUCUGAGCUGGUGACAGUGCAGCUCAUGGUGUCACUGGCACAGCUCAUCAGUGUGCAUGAGCGGGAGCAGAUCAUGACCACCAAUGUUUGGCUGACCCAGGAGUGGGAAGAUUAUCGCCUCACUUGGACUGAGAAGUUUGACAAUAUGAAGAAACUUUGACUUUCUUCUAAACAUAUCUGGCUCCGAGAUGUGGUCCUGUACAAUAAGAGUGGCCUUUGGGGUAAUGGAAAUGCCGAUGGUAUGUACGAGGUGUCCUUCUACUCCAACGCGGUGGUCUCCUAUGACGGCAGCAUCUUCUGGCUGCCACCUGCCAUCUACAAGAGCGCCUGCAAGAUUGAAGUCAAGCACUUCCCAUUUGACCAGCAGAACUGCACCAUGAAGUUCCGCUCGUGGACCUACGACCGCACUGAGAUCGACCUGGUGCUCAAGAGCGACGUGGCCAGCCUGGACGACUUCACGCCUAGCGGGGAGUGGGACAUUGUGGCGCUGCCAGGCCGGCGCAACGAGAACCCUGACGAUUCCACCUACGUGGACAUCACCUACGACUUCAUCAUUCGCCGCAAGCCACUCUUCUACACCAUCAACCUCAUCAUCCCCUGCGUGCUCAUCACCUCGCUGGCCAUCCUCGUCUUCUACCUGCCAUCGGACUGUGGCGAGAAGAUGACGCUGUGCAUCUCCGUGCUCUUGGCGCUCACGGUCUUCCUGCUGCUCAUCUCCAAGAUUGUGCCUCCCACCUCGCUCGAUGUGCCGCUCGUUGGCAAGUACCUCAUGUUCACCAUGGUGCUGGUCACCUUCUCCAUCGUCACCAGCGUGUGCGUGCUCAACGUGCACCACCGCUCGCCCACCACGCACACCAUGGCGCCCUGGGUCAAGGUCGUGUUCUUGGAGAAGCUGCCUGCGCUACUCUUCAUGCAGCAGCCGCGCCACCGCUGUGCCCGCCAGCGCCUGCGCCUGCGGCGACAGCAGCGUGAACGUCAGGGCGCAGGGGCCCUGUUCUUCCGUGAGGCACCUGGGGCCGACUCCUGCACCUGCUUUGUCAACCGUGCAUCUGUGCAGGGCUUGGCAGGGGCCUUUGGAGCGGAGCCUGCACCCGCGGGUGGCCUGGCGCACCCCGGGGACCCGUGUGGCUGUGGCCUUCGGGAGGCAGUGGAUGGUGUGCGCUUCAUCGCUAACCACAUGCUGAGCGUUGGCGAUGACCAGAGCGUGAGUCCCAGGGGGCAGCGGGUGGGCGGGAUGGGUCUCCUUGUCAGGUGGGCUGAGCAGAGUCUGCAGAGAAGGUGAAUCAGGCUUCCUGCGGUGUCUCUGGGGUGCUGGCCUGGGUUCUUCUGCUUCUGCGUUGCUUCUGGGAGGCUGCGUCACUUAAAGAUGGUUCCACCUGACCUUGGGCCUCCUUGUAUCCAGGGCAAAAGGCCUGAGCUGGGGCAUCUUGGUGACGGGAAGGCGGCGUGGAACAGGAAGAGGCCCUGCUGGCUUUGCAGCUGACCCCUGACUGUCACCACCAAAGUCCUUCCCUGCGGCCAUCACUGCACAUUGUUACUGUGCAGCUUUUAGCACAGUCAGAGCCAAGUCUUUUAUGAGCCCCAUGGGGAGUAAAAUCGAGGACAGAAAGCCUGCGUGUGUGGCUCUGUGUGUGUGCGUGAAUCAGGGUUGAGAGGUUCUGUGAGCCUGUUCCAAUCAAUAUCCUUUUUCUGCUCUUCUGGGGCCCAAGGUGAAAUAUUUAUGGAGAUGGGGGUGGAUGGCUCCCUGAACACCUCCCUGCUCCCCUCUCUGCAUGCUCUCAGAGUUUUGGCUUUUUCUGUAGCAGCUCUCCAGGAACGGAUUUCCUAAGACUGAACUAGGAGUUGAGGGGAGAUAGGAUAGGAUGACAUCACUCCAUUCUGGGUCACAGCUGGUCUGCUCUGCAGUCAGCCUCCACCUGGCUGGUUCUAGCCUAACUCUCAGCUGUUGCCAUGGUGACUGACCAGGCUUCCUUUGGGACACUGCCAUUUCUUUUUGGGGAUGAGGAAGGGCUGGGGGGAUAUGAAAUGUCUGCUCCCCUGGAUGGCAGGAACCUGGGUUACAGCUAAGUUUGGAUCAAGAAGCAUCUCUAGUUGGGAUGAAGGGAGAUGGGGGUGCAGAGCCUCAAAGCCAGCUGAGGCCAAGUGGAGAUGCUGGAGUGCAGGGCUGAGCUGCUGCUGCCUCCAAGCCUUCCCUUCCCCACCUGCUGCAGGGAACUCUGACUUCAGCAUUUACUCAGCUGGGAGCUGGGCAUCUGUGACCUACUUGAAUGCCUUGCAGGCCACUUGACCUCAGCGUGCCCCAACUGUGUGCUUGAUCUAUGUUCCUAUCACCUACUUUCCCCUAGCACUCAGCAGACAGCAUCACCAUUCACCCAGCGGUCACUCUGGAGUGACCCUUGACUUCUCUCUCUCCCUCCUGUCUCUCUGCACCGUGUGGGUCAUGUGAGGUCCUGUCCUGUGAGCACCGCCUUCUCAUUUCUUCACCUCCUCUGUGCUAAGGAGUGGUGCUAGGCUGUCACCAGCUCUUGCCUGGAGGAAGGAAUCUCCUAGUCGGCCCCCUAACUUGGCUGUUGGCUCUGAGUAAUCAAAGAUCCUUGUCAACUUGAGCUUUCCCCGAUGUUCAGGGCACCAGUUUACUGCUGUGCUGUCUAAAGCAAGACAAGCUAUUUUUCACCUCAAGGUCUUGGCACGUAAUGAUCCCUUUGCUUGGAAUGAUUUUCAUUUUUCCUUUAAAAUGAUUAUUAGUGUCAUGAGAGUAAGUUGGAAACACUGUGACUAUUUAUCUAGGGUGUCUCUGAAUGGGAACAUUUGCUAGGAGUUUUGGGACAUGCCUGCCUUCCCAAAACUUGGGAGUCUGAGGCAGGAGGAUUGUUGCAAGUUCGAGACCAGCCUGGGCUACAAAGUGAGCUCAAACCUGAACUGCAUAGCAAGACCCUGUCUCAAAAAGAUAAAAAAAGCAGGGAGGCAUUUUCUGGCCUAACCCAGGUGGGAGUUGGGGGUGUAGUUCAGUGGUGGAGUGUGCUUGAGACCCUGAGUGCCCUCCCCAGCAGAAAACAAAUUAAACCCCAGGAUUAAUGAUCACAUGCAGAAAAUUGACCAUCACUGUCUUUAUCUACUACAAAGUGACAUCCACUCUAUUUCCAUUCGUCCCAGUAAUGUCCUUUUUUGUGUCACUGCCCGUCCCCACCGCACACCAAGACCUCAGACUGCGCGUAUUCUCAUGUCUCCUUCACUGCCUUCAGAUUGGAAUCACUACUCUCAUGGCAUAAACAUUUUUAAGGGUACUAUUUGGAUUUGUCUGCAUAUUUUUCUUCACCUUAUCCCUGAAACAGUGGGUUUCUCCUCACUCAUCAGCUCUUAGUUUAACUGCCACUCCCUCCUGAGCCCUUCCCAGGCUACCCUGUGUACUGUAUCCUCCCUCUAUUUCUCCAUCUCAGCCCUUGCUUUCCAACACUGUGUGUCAUUUUAAGCAUUCUUAUAUAUUUUUGCCUCCACCUUCCUUGGGAAUCUGUAAACUUCAGGCUGUGUUUGUCUUGCUAAGUUGUAUCUCCAGUGCCUAGCACGGUGCCUAGGUGGACAGCAGGCACACAGUGGCCACAUGCAUGAGUGGUUUUCAGCUCCUGACCCAAGGAAAAUGCAUGGCUGAUGACCCCACCCUGCCAGCUUGCAGGGUGAGAGCAGUUGUUCUGUAACCAUCUUUAAAAACACAACAUUCACAGCUUUCUGGCUCUGCUUCUGAGAGUCAGCACCACAGCUUGGGGUGGGGCAGCUUCCUGGCGCUGAGGCAUGCACCCUGGAUCUGCUGGCACCAUGUCUGAAAGCAAACCAGACCCAGGCAGCACCCCGACACCUCCACGUCUGUUCUGAAGGGAGGGCUCUCCACAGAAGGGCAGCAUCACUUCCCCCAGGAGACAGGACGACCUGGGAGCUCCGGCCUUGGCCAGUUUUUGGCCUCUCUGAAUCCCAGGAUUAGCAGCUGUGUCCUGUGUGUGCUCCAUGCCAGUGCUUUCACUUCCUAACAACGGCCCUGUGAGGAAGGGGCCGGGUGACAGCAGGUGAAUAGAGCUGAGCUUGAAACCCAAGACUGCUCAGAAGCGCAGGCUCUCGCGGUAGCCUCCCGAAAGGAGAUCUGACAGAGGAAAGUGAGGUCCUUUUGGGGCCUCUCUGCAUCAUUCCCAAGGCAGAGAGACUCAGUCCAGACAGAAGUGUGCUGUGUCCCACACCCCACAGCCCAGUGCUGACCAACUCCCCUCAAUGGCCCUGAUCAGACCGAAUGGGCAGCCACCCUUCAGUAGUUAUGCUGGCAGGUCUAAGGGUCCAUGUGAUAGUCAGUGUGCUUAAGGGAGCAUAGCUCUAGGAGUCAGGAGGACCCCUCACUCACAUACCUCUGGUGCUGGUCUCCUCACACUGCCCCUUGCUUCCUGUCUGCACUCCAGGACUAGCAUCAUGGGACUAGCCCACCCUAGCUGGACUCAUUAGGAACUUGAGAUUCUCGUAAGAAAAUUGUUUCCAAAGAUACCUUGUCACUCUGUUGUAUUUUUGGUGGAGGUUAUGUGGUUGUGGGGCGGUGGGGCAGUGAUUCUCAUGGUUCAGUUGGCAAAUGUGGUUUCUGGAGAAAUUGGACCCACGAGGAGUCAAAGGCAUUACACAAAAGCAAAGAAAAGGUGAGUGGUAAUGGUCUGUUGUUAAAUUAUUAUGGUUUGUUGCCUAACAAGCCUACUUAUCAGAUGGAAAAGAGGUGGACAAGUGGAUGGGCUCAAGAUAGACAGAACACAGGAGUGGGCCCUAGGGAGACUCCAGGAAGUCAAGGCUGCAGGCUGUUCGGAGAAUCCUGGUUUCAUCAGGCCUCCAAUCCAGAAAAUGGUAUUAUACCGUGGGGCUGAGGAUACCGGUCAGUGCUGGAGUGCAUGCUCAGCAUAUGCACAACUGUAUGUUCCAUGCCCAGCACUACAAAAAAUAAAAUGCAGCUCCUUGCGAUGAGGAAGAUGCAAGGUGAACAGCAUCUGGAAUGAGCCCGCCUUGCUCCUGCAGGGCAGGCCUUCUUCCUGCACCCAGAGCUGGGCGAGAGGACACCAUCCACUUCCUCCAGGAGGUGCUGAAUGUGUUUUCCGGAGCUGUGCCCUCAGCCCGGGCACUGCCCACUUCCUAAAGGCCUCAGGCCCCACAUAUCCCUCCAAUUGAAAUUAGGCACUGAUUGAGGAAGAAGCAUUCAAGGUUCCUAGGACGACAUCCUGGGGACAUUCUCCUCAGCCUUUAAAUUAAAAAUGCUCAGACCCAACACUGUAUUUCAGGAGACUCUCCCUCUCUGCCAAGUUCUAGUUUCCGCUCAUGCUCCCAAACAUGUCACUGGCUCUCCUGGCCCCAGCUGUCCCAUCGGUGUCAGAAUGAGGACAGUUUCACCGUGACUUGGUUUCACUGUUGACAGCAAUGUUAAAAGCUCAAGGAUGGGUCGUCCAGAAAUUCUCGAGUACACUACAAUGUGGAAUGAGCUGAAAUUAAAUAUUUCAGUGCUACAAAGUAAGAAACCAAAGUGCUGUCUUCUAAUACUGCUACUGAGUCUGCUGUGGUCCCAGCUGUGACUCUAAGCACACAUCCUUGCAGGCAAAAUAGCUGUGGAGACAGCAAAACAGCCUUCAGAGCAGGAAUCUUGAGUCUCAGGGUCCUCUUCCUACUCUGAGCCUUGAAAUCCUACAUAGCAAGUCCCGGGAGACAAGCUUCUUAAUGGUGUGCUCUGAGGAGGGCUGGGGAGUGGAGCGGAGGAAACACAGGAUGGAUCCCACCCCACCUGCAGCAGCUCACCUGCCCAGCAAGGUUCUUCACAGCAGCUUUUCUGCAGGUGGAGGGAUGAUCUUCUCCCCCAGUUCUGUCAGAUGUGGCUGAUGAUGUUACCCCAUGUCCUAGGACCACAGGUCCUCUGUCCCCAUUUUUAGCCCCUCCCCAAGACUUAAAGUUCUCUAACAAUUCAGAUUUAUCUUUGAUUUUAUUCAUGAGGAAUGUCUACUUUUAGAAUCAAGGGGCAUAAAAAUCAGAAUCAUGAAACUGGACUGCAGCCAUCAUGGCACCAAGGCGAUGCUUGGGCUCUUUCCCACUCUUUUCCUGGGGCCACUGGCAAGACCCCAAAGCCAACAAAGUCCCCUUGACUUGAGUAAAGGAAACAGCUUCAAGCACUGACAAGUGAUUAUUCACAGAAUGCACAAUAGCCACAGUUCAGACAAAUCAACUACAAAAUCAUGAAAAAGAAACGGGAAGCGGACCUAGCUUAUGAAAAACAAAGAUUGGACAGAAAGAAAACACUGGAUGGAAGCUCUGCCUGUCUGUCCUGCGGGGUAUCUUGCUCUGUUCCCACAGCAGAGAUAAAAUAUUCCAUGUUUGUUAGAUUAAGAUCUCUGAGGCUGCCAUCUUUCUUUUUUUUUUUUAAUUUUUUUUUUUUAAAUUUUAUUUAAGGAGAAAAGAAAAAAAAGCAGAGAAAGGGUACAAGUUAUACAGAUUUGCAGAAAAAAAAAUGAACAGUAGGAAAUUACUAGUUAAUGGAUUACAUAUUGUCAUCUUAGAAAUAAUUGUUCAAGUCACAAAAUUAAAGCUUGUAAAGUGGACAUUCCAUCAAUGAUACUGCAAACAGUUCUGUUCAAUGAUCCAAUAAAACUCUGUGAUAUCA
Messenger RNA from Cavia porcellus (domestic guinea pig), 7077 nucleotides. Its product is annotated as neuronal acetylcholine receptor subunit beta-2. The record is from RefSeq and is a predicted model, not a curated record. NCBI's taxonomy places the organism in Eukaryota, Metazoa, Chordata, Mammalia, Rodentia, Caviidae. Gene Ontology annotation, cellular component: neuron projection; postsynaptic membrane; synapse. Gene Ontology annotation, molecular function: transmembrane signaling receptor activity; acetylcholine-gated monoatomic cation-selective channel activity. Gene Ontology annotation, biological process: regulation of membrane potential; chemical synaptic transmission; nervous system process.